Penicillium salamii is the source of this 1209-nucleotide messenger RNA. The record is from the annotation of a GenBank genome assembly. Lineage: Eukaryota; Fungi; Ascomycota; Eurotiomycetes; Eurotiales; Aspergillaceae.
AUGGCACUUUCUCCCUUCAGCUCUCGGUCACCUUCUAUGACUGUUCAUUCACCAAAUACUGCGAUCCGACUUCGUGCGACGGCAGCCCAGAACGCAGCUUCUGGGACGGCUGCAGUCGCGGCUUCCAAGCCAGUUCCACACGAAGAUCGCGAGCUCACCGAGCAGCUCAACAUCGAUGUGCGGGAGAGAUAUGUCAAAGAUAAGAAAGUCGGAGAAGGAACCUACGCCGUGGUCUUCGUUGGCCAUCUCCGGGACAAUCCUUCCUCCCUCGUUGCAAUCAAGAAAAUCAAAGUGAACGCGGAAUAUAAAGAUGGACUAGCGAUGGACGCAGUUCGCGAGGUGAAAUAUCUUCAAGAACUGAAACAUCCCAACGUCAUUGCCUUGCACGACGUCUUCUCCUCUAAAGAUCAGAACCUCAGCCUGGUCCUUGAGUUCCUUCCUGGUGGAGAUCUGGAGAUGCUCAUCAAAGACAGUGAUAUUCAAUAUGGUGUGGCGGACAUCAAGGCUUGGAUGGGUAUGCUCGCCCGGGGUGUAUGGUGGUGUCACGAGAACUUCGUUCUUCACCGAGAUAUCAAACCCAACAACUUAUUGAUCGCGGCGGACGGUGAAGUCAAACUGGCCGAUUUCGGCCUGGCCCGGUCCUUUGCGGAUCCCGGCUUCCGAAUGACCUCCCAGGUCAUUACUCGGUGGUAUCGUCCGUUGGAGCUUCUCUACGGGGCCCCUCAUUAUUCCGGCGCCGUUGAUGUGUGGUCGAUGGGGAUGGUCUUUGCCGAGCUUCUGAUUCGGGUCCCUUUCGUCGCCGGCAACACUGAUCUGGAUCAGGUGUCGAAGAUCUGUGAGGCGUUCGGGACGCCCACGGAGGACAAUUGGCCUGGGGUGAGCAAGCUCCCCCACUACAUUCCCACCGAUAAAAGCCAGGUGGUGCCAUUACAAGGGCGGGAUUUCUUUAUGCGCCAAUUUCCCACUGCAGGCCCUGUGGGUGCCGAUCUCCUCAUGGCGAUGUGCGCCCUCGAUCCUCGCAAGCGUCGGACGGCGACUCAGUGUCUCCAGCACAGCUGGUGGACCGUUGAUCCCCGGCCGACGCAGAAUGAAAAUCUCCCGCGCAAAUCUGGCGGUACUAAAAAGAUGGGGGAUGAUCUUGCCCGCCGUGAUCUCGACGAGGGUCUCUUCAAGAGUGCUGCCCGACAGCUGGACUUUGGCAUGAAAUAA